Molecule: messenger RNA, 315 nt
Organism: Vicia faba (fava bean)
Lineage: Eukaryota; Viridiplantae; Streptophyta; Magnoliopsida; Fabales; Fabaceae
Source: the annotation of a GenBank genome assembly
AUGAAGGAACUGACAGGCAAGAUUAUCCAAAUAAAAAAUAGCAACACAGCCCUCAGAUAUUAUGAGAUUUGUACUAUUUCAACAUCCAUAAAAACCUCUCAACAUCCCCAUCAAGGGAGUGCCCAAGGGACACAACCUCCGCCAGCUCAACCCACUGUCACUAUGAAAUAUAAUAAUAAUAAUAACAAUGAUGGCGACGACAGUGUAGAAGAAGAAGUAGUAGAUGAAGAAGAAGUAGUAGUAGAAGAAGAAGAACAAGAACAAGUCAAUAGCAAUGGCAGUGUGAAAGGGGCAGAAGGGACGGAAAGGCUUUGA